GAUACGGCUGGAGAGUGGAGGGAGCAGGAGAUAAGGAUCACGGAAUUAUUGCACUUUCCAGCAUGGAUUAAACCAAAAUUCCAGAAUAAAAUACUGAAGUCUGAGCUAAGAUUAAAAAAAGAGACUGCGCUUCGUUACAAAUGUGUGGCGAGAUACUAGCAAACCGAGCAGUGAUUCGUGUAGGUUGCUGCAUCUUUACGAAUAAACACAUCCUAUUGACUACCGCAGCCUUCCUGGGAUUUCGAGCUGAAUUUUGGGAAAAUCGAACCUUUUGUUUGCUUAUAUGUUGGUAAGGCGAGGGACUCGGAUCUACAAUGAACAGGUUUAUAAAAGAGACUCCUAUACACGAUUCAUUGUUAAGUAAUUGAUUUAAUAUAAUUUUUGCGCUUUAAAAAUGGCUGCUUGACAGAGCUUAAAGAGAGUUGUUAGAUAAAUUACGUUAAAAGCCAAUACUUUUUUUCACCCUGAAUGAUAAAGCGCUGCAAAGGACAGGCGUUGAAUUUCUUGCCUUUCUGACUCGUGCUUGCUUGUUUAUCAUAGAACCGUGUGUUUUCAUGAACGGAAACAUCAGUCUAAUCGUGGGAGAAUUAGUGAAGUGUAAAAUAUCUUUUUAUUCCUAAUGCAUAUUCUAUGAUCCCAGGAAUAAAAUAAAAGCCGCAAAAAGACUUUCACUUUUGUCUUGCGGUGUCUUUUUUUUUUUUUUUUUAAAAACACCUCGUCUAAUCUUACGAAACUCAGAUCGUAUUUGUAUUGCUUGGAAGUGAAGACCUGGAAUUACCUCAUCAAAUACGAUUUACAAAAUAGCAUUAGGGAGUAAUCAUGCCAGUAAAAGCCGAGCCUGUUUUUUAAAGAAAUUCUGGAAUCUUGAAAAAAGAAAGUCGACAGUGCUAUAUUUUUACAAAUAAAUAAAUACAUACAUAUAUAGAAAGCAUGGAUAUGCUUAGAAGAGGACUGCAGCUUUACAAAAGGCAAAAAUACCCGCAUGCUGGAUGGGUCGAUGUCAACAGAUAUUUAUUGCUUUAUGUUUUGUUAUAUCUGGUGCUUCAUGCCGAAGCGUCCCUCCCAAGGUCCUGCGAUAAGAAUUGCCAUUCUGGAAGAUGUUUCAACGGGACGUGCAUCUGUGAUCAGGGAUGGGUUGGAGAGCAGUGUCGUCACUGCCAGGGCAGGUUUAAAUUAACUGAACCUUCUGGAUAUUUAACAGAUGGACCAAUACAUUAUAAAUAUAAAACAAAGUGCACCUGGUUAAUCGAGGGAUAUCCUAAUGCAGUGUUAAGGUUACGAUUUAACCACUUUGCUACCGAGUGUAGCUGGGACCAUAUGUAUGUAUAUGAUGGAGACUCUGUAUAUGCACCUUUAAUAGCAGUGUUUAGUGGUCUUAUAGUCCCAGAGGUGCGAGGGAACGAGACUGUACCGGAGGUAGUUACCACUUCUGGAUAUGCUUUGCUACACUUUUUUAGUGACGCUGCUUACAAUUUAACUGGAUUCCACAUUUUUUACUCAAUGAAUUCCUGCCCCAACAAUUGUUCAGGCCAUGGGAAGUGUACGACAGGUAACUCGAUUGCCAGCAGGGUGUACUGUGAAUGUGACAAAUACUGGAAAGGGGAGGCAUGUGACAUUCCCUAUUGCAAAAACAACUGUGGCAGCCCUGACCACGGAUAUUGUGACCUGACAGGGGAGAAGCUGUGUGUUUGCAAUGACAGCUGGCAAGGUCCAGAUUGCUCUCUAUCAGUCCCUUCUACAGAAUCAUACUGGGUGCUGCCAAAUGUGAAACCGUUCAGCCCGUCCGUCAGCCGUACUUCCCAUAAGACUGUUAUGCACGGGAAAUUCAUGUGGGUGAUUGGAGGCUACACGUUCAACUACAGCUCCUUCCAAAUGGUUUUAAAUUACAAUGUUGAGAGCAGUAUAUGGAAUGUUGUACCAAUUAACAGUGGCCCUCUCCAGAGGUAUGGGCACUCUCUCGCUUUGUAUCAGGGUGACAUCUACAUGUAUGGAGGCAAAAUGGAAACCAGUAAUGGGAAUGUCACAGAUGAAUUGUGGGUAUUCAACAUCCCCAGCCAGACCUGGUCUGCAAAGUCUCCCACGGUGCUGGUGCACGGCCAGCAAUACGGCGUGGAGGGGCACUCUGCUCAUAUCAUUGAGCUGGACAGUGGAGAGGUUAUGAUGAUCCUCAUUUUUGGGUAUUCGGCUGUAUAUGGCUACAUCAGCAAUGUGCAGGAGUACAAUUUAAGGACUAACACAUGGUUAGUGCCAGAGACUAAAGGAGCCAUUGUCCAAGGUGGUUAUGGCCACAGCAGUGUUUAUGAUAGAAUGACAAAAUGUGUUUACGUGCACGGAGGAUACAAAGCUCUCCCAGCAAAUAAGUACGGCUUGGUGGACGAUCUCUAUAGAUACGAAGUUCGAACCCGGACAUGGACAAUCUUGAAGGAAAGUGGGCUGGCGCGGUACCUCCAUUCGGCUGUCAUCGUCAGUGGUGUUGUGCUUGUCUUUGGAGGAAACACACAUAAUGAUACAGCUCUGAGCAACGGGGCGAAGUGCUUUUCAUCUGAUUUCAUAGCGUACGACAUUGCCUGUGAUGAAUGGAAAAUGUUGCCAAAACCCAAUUUGCACAGAGACUUCAACCGCUUUGGGCAUUCUGCGGUUAUCAGUAAUGGAUCCAUGUAUGUGUUUGGAGGUUUCUCCAGUGUGCUCUUGAAUGACGUCCUGGUUUACAAGCUGCCCAACUGUGAGGCUUUCAGAGCAGAGAAGCCGUGCCUCGACGCGGGCUCAGGAAUCCGCUGUCUUUGGGAUGGAGAGCGCUGUGUGUCCUGGGAUCCCCGUCACACCAAUGGCACUUUCCCACGCAUUCAGUGCCCGCAAAAGAAAAUGUCUGCGGAUGACAGGUGUUACAGAUACACUGACUGUGCCAGCUGUACGGCAAACACCAACGGCUGCCAGUGGUGUGAAGACAAAAAGUGCAUUUCAGCAUCCAGCAACUGCACUGUGUCUGUGAAGAAUUAUACAAAGUGCCAUGUGAGAAACGAACAGAUCUGCACGAAGCUGACCAGCUGCAAGAGUUGCUCUUUAAACCUGAACUGCCAGUGGGAUCAGCGACAGCAGGAGUGCCAUGCGCUGCCUGCUCAUCUCUGUGGAGAGGGCUGGAACCAUGUUGGGGAUGCCUGUCUGCGGAUCAAUGCCAGCCGGGACAGCUAUGACAACGCCAAACUGUACUGCUAUAAUCUCAGCGGCAACCUCGCCUCCCUAACCACUUCCAAAGAGGUGGACUUUGUCCUUGAUGAACUGCACAAGUACACUGUACAGAAGAUCUCUCCUUGGGUUGGGCUGCGCAAGAUCAACAUCUCUUACUGGGGCUGGGAGGACAUGUCCCCGUUCACCAACACAACCGUGCAGUGGCAGCCUGGAGAGCCCAAUGACUCUGGGUUCUGUGCUUAUCUGGAGAAGGCCGAGGUGGCAGGUCUGAAAGCCAAUCCGUGCACUGCAAUGGCAGAUGGCUUAAUCUGUGAGAAGCCUGUCGUAAGUCCAAACCAGAAUGCCAGGCCCUGCAAGACGCCAUGCUCCCUGAGAACAACCUGCUCCAACUGCACCAGCCAAGGCAUGGAGUGCAUGUGGUGUAGCAGCGCCAAGCGCUGUGUGGACUCCAACGCCUACGUCAUCUCCUUCCCAUACGGGCAGUGCCUGGAGUGGCAGACUGGAAACUGCCUGCCUCAAAACUGCUCAGGACUCCGUACCUGCAGCCUGUGUCUGGAGCAGCCAGGCUGCGGAUGGUGCAACGACCCCAGCAACACCGGCAAAGGACAGUGCAUUGAAGGCUCAUCAAGGGGACCAAUGAAGGGGAUUGGAAAGCAGGGCCAAGACCUGGUGCUUGAUCAGGGCCUGUGCCCCAAGGACAAAAGCUUUGAAUGGGCUUUUAUUCACUGUCCAGCAUGCCAGUGCAACGGACACAGCACGUGUGUGAACAGCAGCGUUUGUGAACAGUGCAGAAACCUGACCACAGGAAAGCAGUGCGAGGCUUGCAUGGCUGGAUACUAUGGAGACCCUACGAACGGAGGGAAAUGCCAGGGCUGUAAGUGCAAUGGACAUGCAAAUAGUUGCCAUUCGCAGUCAGGAAAAUGCUUCUGCACUACCAAAGGAAUCAAAGGAGACCAAUGUCAACUGUGUGACUCAGAAAACAGGUAUCUGGGCAAUCCGCUGAGGGGAACAUGCUACUAUAGCCUUCUGAUUGACUAUCAGUUCACCUUCAGCCUCCUCCAGGAUGAUGACAAACACUACACUGCUAUCAACUUCAUGGCUAAUCCAGAGCAGCCCAACAAGAAUCUUGACAUGUCUAUUAAUGCAUCAAACAAUUUCAACCUGAAUAUUACGUGGUCAGUUGGUUCAACAGCUGGGACCAUCUCAGGAGAGGAAAUCCCAAUUGUCUCCAGGUCUAACAUAAAGGACUACAGAGACAGUUUCUCCUGUGAGAAAUUCAGCUUCCGAAACAACCUCAACAUCACCUUCUACGUGUACGUCAGCAAUUUCUCAUGGCCGAUAAAAAUACAAAUUGCAUUCUCUCAGCACAACAGCAUAAUGGACCUGGUGCAGUUCUUUGUAACAUUCUUUAGCUGCUUCUUGUCCCUGCUUCUGGUCGCUGCUGUGGUUUGGAAGGUAAAACAGACCUGCUGGGCCUCGAGACGCAGAGAGCAGCUCAUGAGGGAGAGGCAGCAGAUGGCCAGUCGCCCCUUUGCUUCUGUGGACGUGGCGCUGGAAGUAGCAGGAGGAGAGCAAACUGAUCCUCUGCGAGGGCCACUAGAGGGAGCCCCGAAGCCGAUUGCUGUAGAGCCCUGCUCCGGAAACAAGGCAGCGGUGCUGACCGUGUUCAUGCGUCUCCCAAGAGGCUCGUCGGAGGCACCGCCUCCUGGCCAGUCCGGUCUGGCUAUUGCCAGCGCCCUCAUUGACAUCUCACAGCAGAAACCCAUGGACUGCAAAGAGAAGAGCUCGGGAGUACGGAAUCGAAAGCAGCCCCCUCCAACACAUCAAGGGACUUGUGUCUGAACAAGAGGGGGAAGUGCACCUGUGCAGUCUGGAGCUGGCUUUCUCUUUACAUGGCUUUGGACAGCAGUGGUGCUGCAGCCUCUGGUUCUUGAGAGGUCAAUAACGAAACUGUAUUACGUAUUGUGCCCUGUUAAUCUCCAUGCAUACGGUCAGUAGUGCUCAUGAAACAGUGACCCCUUCUGAAGAGCACUGGUUUGGAGAGGCUCGCUUGAAGAGUAUCUGUUAGGAAACAAGGACACAUCAUCCCAGACCUUCCACUUGUUCUGAUGAAAGGCAACAAUUGCGAGAGAGAUUUAGUGAUUAAAAAGGUUGUCUGUAGGUUGAAUUUGAAAACCAAAACAGGCUUUAAUGACAAUAGCUUGUAAAAUGGGUCAGACUAGUCUUUUCCACAUACCUUCUUUUUGAAAAAAUUAAAUAUGCGUAGCAUUUGGGGUUUGCUAAAUUUGGGACAAGCAUGAUUUUUUUCUAGGGAUCGUCAUGGUCAGUUAAACCCUGAAACAGUGAUGCAAAGCUUCCUUAUCCUUCCGUUUCAGUCGGUUCAGUCAACUCUCAGAUUUUUAACACACAAUUGUUAAAAUUCAUUUUUAAACAAUUCAUUUUUAAACAACAUUCAUGUAACUUCCAAAAUGGGUGUACACAAGGGAAGCUCCCAGCAGUGAGUCCUAGUACAGGCUCAGUCCACCGCAAAUCACAGUCCCUACACCUUCCACAGCAUUCAGAACUGCAAAGAGCUUCUUAUUAAAACUGGUCCAUCUCAGCCACAGUCCCUACACCUUCCACAGCAUUCAGAACUGCAAAGAGCUUCUUAUUAAAACUGGUCCAUCUCAGCCACAGUCCCUACACCUUCCACAGCGUUCAGAACUGCAAAGAGCUUCUUAUUAAAACUGGUCCAUCUCAACCACAGUCCCUACACCUUCCACAGCGUUCAGAACUGCAAAGAGCUUCUUAUUAAAACUGGUCCAUCUCAACCACAGUCCCUACACCUUCCACAGCGUUCAGAACUGCAAAGAGCUUCUUAUUAAAACUGGUCCAUCUCAACCACAGUCCCUACACCUUCCACAGCGUUCAGAACUGCAAAGAGCUUCUUAUUAAAACUGGUCCAUCUCAACCACAGUCCCUACACCUUCCACAGCGUUCAGAACUGCAAAGAGCUUCUUAUUAAAACUGGUCCAUCUCAGCCACAGUCCCUACACCUUCCACAGCGUUCAGAACUGCAAAGAGCUUCUUAUUAAAACUGGUCCAUCUCAGCCACAGUCCCUACACCUUCCACAGCGUUCAGAACUGCAAAGAGCUUCUUAUUAAAACUGGUCCAUCUCAGCCACAGUCCCUACACCUUCCACAGCGUUCAGAACUGCAAAGAGCUUCUUAUUAAAACUGGUCCAUCUCAACCACAGUCCCUACACCUUCCACAGCGUUCAGAACUGCAAAGAGCUUCUUAUUAAAACUGGUCCAUCUCAACCACAGUCCCUACACCUUCCACAGCGUUCAGAACUGCAAAGAGCUUCUUAUUAAAACUGGUCCAUCUCAACCACAGUCCCUACACCUUCCACAGCGUUCAGAACUGCAAAGAGCUUCUUAUUAAAACUGGUCCAUCUCAACCACAGUCCCUACACCUUCCACAGCGUUCAGAACUGCAAAGAGCUUCUUAUUAAAACUGGUCCAUCUCAACCACAGUCCCUACACCUUCCACAGCGUUCAGAACUGCAAAGAGCUUCUUAUUAAAACUGGUCCAUCUCAACCACAGUCCCUACACCUUCCACAGCAUUCACAACUGCAAAGAACUUCUACCCUCAGUGACCAUUAACUGCAUUUGCAAAAUGUGGCAACUAAUGGAUGUCAUGGUCUUAAUCAUGCUUAUGGCAGGGACGCUGGUUUAGUUGCUAUGAGAGAGUAAUGGGUACUGCGUCCUAGCAACCAGCUGCUUGCAUAUGUGCCACAGCGCAAGUAUGCCUUGAGCAUGAGAAUAUGGUGUUUUGGGUAUGAAGUGAAGGAUAUUUAAGAAAUACCUGAUGUCUGCUACUUAUUUUUUAUGUUGCUUUUUGUUUUGUUUUUAAUUCAGGAAGGUAAUGGUCCUAUCUACAGUGGAGUUACAUGCAUGCCGUAGUGGUGUCCUACUGUAUCUGUGAUAUUAAACUAUGUGUCCAUGAUUUUUUAUUGAAUGAUGCAAAAGGCCAUUCCGAAUCUGAAGUACAUAUCAUAAUAUAUUAAGUACUUAAUGUAUUGUUAGGUCCAUAAUCCAAAAUAAAACCUGCUUUCGUUAACACACA
Messenger RNA from Polyodon spathula (Mississippi paddlefish), 7295 nucleotides. RefSeq names its product attractin-like 1a (gene atrnl1a). The coding region runs from base 931 to 5028 and encodes 1365 amino acids. Gene Ontology annotation, molecular function: protein binding. NCBI's taxonomy places the organism in Eukaryota, Metazoa, Chordata, Actinopteri, Acipenseriformes, Polyodontidae. Gene Ontology annotation, cellular component: Golgi apparatus. The record is from RefSeq and is a predicted model, not a curated record. The transcript is spliced from 29 exons.